Molecule: messenger RNA, 5469 nt
Organism: Centropristis striata (black sea bass)
Lineage: Eukaryota; Metazoa; Chordata; Actinopteri; Perciformes; Serranidae
Gene: mpi
Product: mannose phosphate isomerase
Exons: 8
Coding region: 12-1280 (422 amino acids)
Biological process (GO): carbohydrate metabolic process; GDP-mannose biosynthetic process
Cellular component (GO): cytosol
Molecular function (GO): zinc ion binding; mannose-6-phosphate isomerase activity
Source: RefSeq, a predicted model, not a curated record
CGUGGAGGAACAUGGAGGAAGUGAGAGUGUUUCCCCUGACCUGCGCGGUGCAGAACUAUGCGUGGGGGAAGGUGGGUCUGGACAGCGAGGUGGCCCGGCUGGUGGUGGGAGGAGACCCGCUGGCCGUGGUGGACGACGGGAAACCCUACGCUGAGCUGUGGAUGGGUGCCCACCCUAAAGGAGACGCCCAGAUCAAAGACAACCGGAUCUCUCAGACCACGCUGGGCCAGUGGAUCGCUCACUUCCCCGCCUGCCUGGGGUCAAAGGUCAAAGACACCUUCCAGGGUCAGCUGCCCUUCCUCUUCAAGGUCCUGUCAGUCAACACGGCCCUGUCCAUCCAGGCCCACCCCAACAGGGAGUUAGCUGCUCGUCUCCACGCUCAGUUCCCGGAGCAUUACCCCGACAACAACCACAAGCCGGAGAUGGCCAUCGCUCUGACCCGCUUCCAGGGUCUCUGUGGCUUCAGACCAGCUGAGGAGAUUCUGGACUUCCUCAAAGCGGUGCCAGAGUUCCACGCUCUGGUGGGGAACGCGGCGGCGGAGGAGCUUCGCUGCAGCGCCGGAGACGCCGUCCAGACGAGUCAGGUGCUGAAGAAAUGCUUCACCAGGAUGAUGAACUGUGAGAAGAAAGUGUUCGUAGAUCAGCUCAACAUGCUGGUGAAGAGAGUCACCGAGGAGGGUGCAGCAGGUAAAGAGACGUCCAGCAGUAACGGGGAGCUGCUGCUCCGCCUCCACUCCCAGUACCCCGGAGACAUCGGCUGCUUCUCCAUCUACUUCCUGAACCACAUGGUGCUGGAGCCGGGCCAGGCCAUGUUCCUGGGGGCCAACGAGCCGCACGCCUACCUCUACGGAGACUGCAUCGAGUGCAUGGCGUGCUCCGACAACACGGUGCGAGCCGGUCUGACCCCCAAAUACAUCGACGUGAACACGCUGUGUGAGAUGCUGAACUACAGCCCCGCCCCCGCCGCCGCCAAGAUCUUCCCCUGCGUCCAGGACGCCUCGGACCCCUGCGUGUCCCUCUACGACCCCCCGGUGCCCGAUUUCACAGUCAUGAGGAUACAGGUCCCGGCCUCGGUGAAGCAGUACACGGUGUCUCCGGUGGACAGCGCCAGCAUCCUCCUGGUGAUCGAGGGCGACGCCACGGCAACCUCCGCCGCCGCGCUCUCCGACGUCUCGCUGCGGCGCGGCACCGUGCUCUUCGUCUCGGCCAAUGAGAGCGUCUCGCUGCACAUCACGUCCCCGACCGGGAUGACCAUGUUCCGGGCCUGCUGCCUGCUCUAGGUGUGUGUGUGUGUGGAAGCUCCUUCAACAACUCCUGGUUGUUUCGGGAGUUAAAGGAGCUUUCAGACCGUGUUGAUGCCCGCUGCUCCCCCAGACCCAGACCCCGACCCAGACCCCGACCCCCCCCCAGCAGAGUCCUUUAGCUCUAAAGUCCAGCAGAAAGCCACUGCUGCUGGGUUUUAACCAGUCUGUCUUUUCUACCUGUAGUGGUGAGGUUCCAUCUUUUUAACAAAGUCUUUAUAGGUGCUGACAGACGACACAAACUGAGAAUAAAAAGGAAAAUAUGUCCACAACGCUGAACAGGAGCCAAGAUAAAUAUAUAUAAAUGACACGGUUUAGAUCAGGGAUGGGCAACUUAUUAUUAUAUUAUUAUUUAUUAAACUUGUCUGAACCAAUCGUGGCCCCAAACUGACAUGGUCUUUUGUUGAGCUGGUGACAUUAAGUCUGCAUUGGUUUAUGAAAAAUUGUGUUGGAUAAAACACAAAUAAUGAGUACACAACAGUAUUGGAUCGUUUAAAUUGCUUUACAGUCAUUAUCUAGACCAGGGAUGGGCAACUGGAGGCCCGGGGGCCACAUACGGCCCUCACCCUCACUUGAAAUGGCCCUCAAUACAUGCAUACUACAUGCAUUUGAGCAUGAAAUCUUAAAAGUGCAGUUUAAAAAUGCACAAAAUGACUUCUUGCAAUUAGCAGUUCUUGCACUGAUAAAGAAGAAUUCACACUAAGUGGUUAUUUUUUAUUUGCUUCAAACCUUUUGUAUUCCUAUUUAUACUGUUAUAGAUGCAUUUGAGCAUGAAAUAUGUUAAGUUAUUGCACUGUAAACAUAUUUAAAAUUACAGUUUCAUCAUAUCUGGUUAAGUGACGGCCCUAUAUGUGGCCCUGUGGUAGUGUCGAUGAAACAUUGUGGCCCCCUGCAGCAUUUAAGUUGCCCAUCCCUGGUUUUGAUCAUCAUAAUGAGCCGUUCUGUGGCCCCCAAAGAUGCAGAAGAGCCACAACCUUUAUAAACACAGAAGUUAAACUUUUUAAAGCAUCACUAGGAAUAAACAGGGUCCUGUCUCUUUAUUCAUCCAGCAGUGAGAUGCAGUUGAUAAUAGGAAGUUUUGACAACGAGCAACAACGAGUUAAACGACGAGUCGACGAAUCAUCGAUAAAAGCCUGGAAAAGUUCUGUUAAUGCACUUUUUAUAAGAACUUGUAACUGGUUGUCCUUCAGUGUUUCUGGACAUGUUUCCUUUCUAUUUCUGACCCACUUCCACCUGCACGUUUCUACUGGUAUUAACCCCGUGAGGAGCUCUGAGGCGUGUUUACUGGUGCAGAACGCCUCCACUGCUCCCUCUGGAGGACUGAGCAUGUCUGUCAUAUGAGCCAGCAGUCUGUCUGUCUGUCCACAGGGUCUCUGGUGCAACCAACACUUUAUCAUCAUUUCAGUAAAUAUCCAAAUAAUGCAUCGUUAUGUAUCAGCAGUGGAGAGUGUUUAGUGUGAUGCUGAGCUGCCUGUGCAUGUUCGAUUUGGAGCAGAGAUACAGAAAGUAUCGCUGCUUUUAACGGUUACCAGCGCAUGUUUACAGUCUGGAAACUCCUCCAAGAAUCAUAAAAAUAUUUUAAAAAACAGACAAAAAGGGCCAUUAAAUAUCGCCAUCCCAUUCAGCACGACUACAUGGGAAUUAGGAAUGCAUAUUAUUGAUUUAUAUACAACCUAAAAUGCACUAUUGCUGCUGCUGCCUGUUGCAUAUUUAUACAAUUUGACCCGAGUUGACACAUCCACGUAGGGCUGCACCAUUAUGGCCAAAAUGAUCAUCACGAUUAUUUUGAUCAAAAUUGUAAUCACGAUUAUUAAUCCUGAUUAUUCAUCAUGUUAGGGAAAACAUCUGUAUUUUUAUUGCACUACUUUUAAACAAACAAUAAGAACAGUUUUUAGUAUCCGGUGCUUGUUGUAAACAAACAGAGAUCGCUAAGUGAACACCUCCUGCAGCAGCAGCACAUACACACUGUACUGCUACAGAGCUAACUGUUAGCCUGUUAGCACAUACACACUGUACUGCUACAGAGCUAACUGUUAGCCUGUUAGCACAUACACACUGUACUGCUACAGAGCUAACUGUUAGCCUGUUAGCACAUACACACUGUACUGCUACAGAGCUAACUGUUAGCACAUACACACUGUACUGCUACAGAGCUAACUGUUAGCACAUACACACUGUACUGCUACAGAGCUAACUGUUAGCCUGUUAGCACAUACACAAUGUACUGCCACAGAGCUAACUGUUAGCCUGUUAGCACAUACACAAUGUACUGCUACAGAGCUAACUGUUAGCCUGUUAGCACAUACACACUGUACUGCUACAGAGCUAACUGUUAGCCUGUUAGCAAUUUGCAGACUGGACGCUAAGAGGUUAACAUCCCCUCCGGCUCUGCAGCUGAGAGAGACUGCUGCAGGAGCCCCCGCGGCUCGCUAAGAAGAGUCAGAACGAGUCUCCAAUAACAUCAGAAGGUCGCUGGAUUUGUCGCCAGUCACUUUUUUUGGGAAAAAUAGUCGCCAAGGGGGUCUGAAAAGUCGCUAAAUAUAGCAACAAAGUACCUAAGUUGGCAACACUGCUUCGCCGGCUUUUUUCCAUUUUAACCCAUUUAAGGCGGGAAAGCAUUACCGCAUUUCUACCAUUAAAACAGGGGGCGCUGUUGCGUUAUUCUACCAUUAAAGCCGGGAAAACGUAUUCAUUGUUUUGUAGUAUUUGUAGUUUUUUUCCACCUAUUUUCAGUCUCUUGGCCAAUGAAAUGCAUCAGAAUACCCUAUGAUAUUAUUAAAAAACUUUAUUGAAGGUUUGGACAAAUAAACUCAACUUCUCAUGAAAGCCACAUAUAGCUAUAAGCUCUCAAAUACUUUAUGAAUUUCUUUUCUAUCUGCUACAGAGGCUGAAAAAUCUAUUAUUUAGUAGGAAGAGUUGACACUUCUGUUGAAUUUCCAAAAAAACUUCAGGUUUUAGGGGCUUAUUUUAAAAUCGCACAGAGGUUUUACAGGCAUUUUUUCCAGGCGUUUUAGGCCUAAAUGGGUUAAAAUGGAAAUAUCGCCAACGAUCAGGUUAAUUUAAUCGUGAUCAUGAUUAAAAUGUGAUUAAUUGUGCAGUCCUACAUCCACGUCUGGUACAGUUGUACAACUAAAUGCUGCAUUGAGUUUUAUAGUGUUAUCGGAACAAACACGUCUGUAUUUCUGAGUAUUUGAAGCCAAAUUUUUUGCAGACUUUGCAUGUUUUGUUGUUUGUACCGAUUCCUCCAUACGUGACGUCACAUACUGUAUUAUAGACUGAACAUUAUGACAUCGUGAGGUGGUUUGUUGUCACAGUUACAUCUCUCGUGGCUCCGCCCACUCUAUCUCUCUCUCUCUUUCUCCAACAUGUUGGAACAAUAUUGUAACUAGAUUAUUUCAGUAUGGUGCAAAUGUCCACAUCAUAUUCCAGCUGGUACCAGGGUCAAUCUGACUUCAGUCAAUCAUGAAGUGGAUUUUCUUCUUGUGACAGUUUUUAUAGGUUAUCUUGAGUAGAAUAUUUGAGAAUGAAAGCUCUAUCUGCCUGCCAACCUCCCAGUGAGUUCACAUUUAUCUUAAUAGUUGAAUGAAUGAUUGAUUGCAGUGAAAUGAGCCACGCUGGAGAACAUGUCCUGCUGCAGGUGGAUCUAUAAAAUGAGAUGGAAGAAUAUGAAUAUAGAAAGAUGUUUAUAGUUACAAUCACUGCAUCUUUUUAAUUAAAAACCAUGACCUCACAUUCUUCUUCCUGGAUCUCUGAAACUGAUGUUUUUGUCAUCAAAUAACCUUCCGUUAACGUCAUUCCCAUGUUUUAAUUUAUUAAUCUUGUAGAAGUUGCCGUUUCAAACAUUAUAUGAUUUUGAAUUCACAUCUUUGUUACUGAUCUUGUUUCGAGUCACCUUCUAGUUUUAGUUCUAGUCCAGAACUUUGCACACAAAUUGUUUUGUUUUUUUCUCACGUCCUUCAAAUGCACACACACAAACACACGAAGGCCACGGUGUUUUACUUUAAUCGUUUUGUUUGAUUGUAGUGGGAACAUUUGUUGGAAUAUGUUUCUAUAGAGAGGGCAUGGUUUAGCAUUUAUGAAUAUGGUUUUUGUUGGUUUUGUUGUAGCCUGGGACUGCAGAGAACAUGUGUAUGUAAAAGUGGUUUAAUAAAGCCUUGUUCCAUUACUA